AUUUACCCUCACGAGAAACUAAAAUGACACGAAACUCUCUGAUCUAAACGACUCUGUGGCGAAGCCGCCAUUGACGACGAAUCGGAGAAGCUAAACUCUAUUGCCGCGGCGGUGUUGCAUCGAAAUCGGAAUCACUAUAUUCAUUCAUAAUUUCACAAGAAAUAGAAAAUAAAAAUGAUGACGUGUUCUUCGGAUACGAUCAGCAUCGCUGCGAGAACUCAGAAAGUCGAUGUUGAUAAUCGAUUUUCGCUUCGUAUCUACUACAGGAUCGCCGAUAAUAUCCUCAAACAGGCUGAUAUCUUUCGUGCAGAGAAAAAUAUUAUUGAUCUAUAUAUCAUGCUCCUAAGAUAUUCUAGUUUGGUCUCUGAGACAAUACCACGGCACCGAGAUUAUAGAACAUCUCCACAGAGCAAGAAAGAGUUAUUGAGAAAGAAAUUGUUAACUUCUGUGAUUGAACUGGAGAAGCUGAAACCACUGGCACAACAGAAGAUCAAUGAGCUUAACAGCAGGAAAUCAUAUCAACACAGCGGGAGGGACACGUUUCGUUCAAAUUAUUCGACUGGUUUUUCCCCGGUGAAAAAGCAAACUAUGGCUAGUUACGAUGAAAUAAAGGCAGUCAGACAAACUGCUGGAGAGUUUGUCUACCGAGGAUCAAAAGCCCAGCAGUAUCCUUGUGUAAGGCCUGUGGAAGAUAGUAUGAAAAGACUAUCUCUAACUCUCCCCCCAAAGGAAGAAACUCUCUCCAGACAUUCUAUUCUAGGUCCAAAUGGCCUUAAAGGGCCGUGGCAACCACCUACAAGUGAUAAAGGGGUGAGGUAUCCAACUAUCAUAGAUCUGUCUCCAGUUGAAAUUCCAAGCCUUCAUCAAUCCUUGGAAGAUGGAUCACAGAAUAAAAAAGAUAAUAGCAUUUCAGAACACAAUAAAUUAGACGUAGAAUCUACUCUUACCCAGAGUGAGGACUGCCAGGUCAAACAUGCUGAUGAAACUCCUUCGCUUAUCUCUUUUGAAGAAACAGAAGACUUUGCUCCUAUAAAAGUUAUUAGACAGCCUUCUCCUCCACCUGUACUUGCUGAAGUACAAGAUUUGGUUCCUACAGUAUCACCUCAUGUUGAUGAGGCAGGAUGUAAGACAGAGACUCCAUUGUCAGAUAGUUUUGGCCGUGCUGAGUCUCCUCUUCAAUUACACAUCUCAACUGCAAUGAUGGGUAGUUUUAUGAAGCUUGCCAAGUCUAACACUGACAAAAAUUUAGAGACUUGUGGUAUCCUUGCAGGCUCGCUUAAAAAUAGAAAAUUUUAUAUCACAGCUCUAAUAAUCCCCAAGCAGGAGGCAACAUCAAGUUCUUGUCAAGCUACAAAUGAAGAGGAAAUAUUUGAAGCACAAGAUAAGCGAUCACUUUUUCCCCUUGGAUGGAUCCAUACACACCCUACACAAUCUUGUUUCAUGUCAUCAAUUGAUGUACACACCCAUUACUCAUAUCAGAUUAUGCUGCCAGAAGCUGUUGCAAUAGUCAUGGCACCAACAGACAGUUCAAGAACUCAUGGUAUUUUUCGGCUGACAACCCCUGGGGGCAUGUCGGUCAUUAGACAAUGCCAGCAACGAGGCUUUCAUCCACAUGAUCCGCCUCCAGAUGGUGGUCCCAUUUACGAUACAUGUACAGAUGUUUACUUGAACCCCGAUUUAAAAUUUGAUGUCAUUGAUCUUCGAUGAUAAUACUUUUUUGUUUCUAGAUGGGUAAAAAUCUAAUCAUUGAAUUGUCCAUAUUACUAUACUUUCUAAGAUAUAUAGGUUUUACCAUUUAUCCAGCAAUGGACUUCAUAAUGGCUAUCGUCUCGGCUAUUUGUAAAAGAAGAAAUGUUGCUCAUUGAUUGUUUAUUCUUGGCUUCUACAACUCUGUAUUUUGUAACUAUUCACCAAUGGCCUGUUUACCAUUGUUCUGUGUGAAAUCCUAAACUUCCUGUUCAAAUAUA
Medicago truncatula (barrel medic) is the source of this 1967-nucleotide messenger RNA. Its product is annotated as AMSH-like ubiquitin thioesterase 1. Gene Ontology annotation, biological process: protein K48-linked deubiquitination; protein K63-linked deubiquitination. NCBI's taxonomy places the organism in Eukaryota, Viridiplantae, Streptophyta, Magnoliopsida, Fabales, Fabaceae. Gene Ontology annotation, molecular function: protein binding; K63-linked deubiquitinase activity; metal-dependent deubiquitinase activity. The record is from RefSeq and is a predicted model, not a curated record. Gene Ontology annotation, cellular component: endosome; membrane.